UGUCUGGGUCGCUGGUCGAGCAGGAAGCUGUUAGUGUGGUUAGCUGAGCGGAACAUUAGAGGGGAAGCUGCUUUGCCCUUCUAUGUACUGUAUUCUGUGUGCGCAGUCACGGGCUGGACUGUGGAGCAGAGCAAGGAAGGGCAGAAACGAGAGUGAAGGGCAUGAGUGGAAGCUAAACAGAAAUUUUGGGUUUUUUUUUUUUUUUGGGGGGAAAACACUGAUGCAGUGAAACAGACAGCCAGCAUCCACAGCCUACAACUAGUCUAUCAAAAGAGAAGCUGUGUACAGUACAAGUCAGACUGAUCAUGCUGCCAAUGUAAGCUCUCAGGAGAUUGCAUGGGACCUGCAAUGGCACUGCUGGCAGGUGUAGAGCCUGGGACUGGACAAAGACCAGGCGAGGGGAGGCUAUCCUGGCCAGUAUUCCUACUGACCCUGGCUGCUGUCACCUCCUCCUCCCUCUCAGUCCUGUCCCUGUACCAACUGCUGGCACUCAGGGGUGAGGUGGAGAUGCUCAAAUCAGACAUCAGUCGCAGGAGAGAGGAGCGACAAGAGCCCAGGCACGGAGGCCAGACCUUGGCACAGAUGACUAACAAGAGAAAUAUCCCAGAGAUUCUGGGCCGACUAGUGUCUCAGCCGAGUCGUCCCCCGACGAGGAAGAAGAGACAGACAACUGAAGAAGACAAAUCAUUUUCCCAGCCUUGCCUACAUAUGUUGGCAAACACCAGCAGGAAGACCUUUCAGAAAGACUAUGACUCGGAGCUACACACAGGCAUUCCCUGGAUGGCAGGGCUGAUAAGAGGCUCUGCGCUGGAAGUAGUGGGAGACACAAUGGUUGUCGUAGAAGAAGGUUACUUCUUUGUCUACAGUCAGGUCUACUACUACAAGGACAGCACCUUUGCCAUGGGUCAUGUGGUGAUCCGUAGGAAGAGGAACGUGGUGGGAGACGAGCCUCAGCAAGUUGUCCUGUUCCGCUGCGUGCAGAACAUGAACCCUGUCUACCCUUUCAACACCUGCUACACAGGAGGUAUUGUAAAGCUUGAAGCUGGGGAUCAUUUGGAGCUGCUGAUCCCCCGAUCCACAGCCAACGUGUCCCUGUAUGGAGACUCCACCUUCCUGGGGGCCUUCAAGCUGGCUUGAACUAUGUCACCUCACCUUGUACCCAGGGAAACGGGGCCACCACUGUUGGGACAUUGUCUCAAUGAGAGAGAGAGAAGUGUGAGGACCAUGGCACAGUGCUGGUGAUUCUGUAUGAAUUCAUAUGCUGUUACAAGAACACAACAAGCACUCGCUGAAUGAAAGAUCAUGCGACUCUUAAACUUUUUGGUGAUGGUGUUUUUUUUUUGUUUUUUUUUUCUUUUUUUCGGUGCCCCCACUUGAUCAGCUUGGGAUGAUAUAUAUAUAGGGAUAUAUAAUAUGAGGGGGUGGCAUCGUCCUUGUUCAUAUAAAAUGCAUGCCUCUUGUUAGCUACAGCUCUGUGUGUUCAUUUUUACCACAUAUUAUCAUAAAAUAUUGCUGGCUGCUCCACACGCUCUCAGAAAAGCAGCUGCAAUGCUGAGUAAUUUUGGUUUUAAUCAAAGAAAACAUGCUCAUUAGUUGACCUGCCAAGUAAGAGAUGUGUGUGAUAUCACUGUUGUACUCUUUUGAGUGAAAUGAUGUAUAAUCAGUAAAUAUAGUGACGAUUUCCUCUUUCCUCCUGCACACAGCAGUAGCAUCACUAUGUCCAGUACUCGAGUUGAGGGGGGAUGAGGGUGGAUGGCAUGAAAU
Myripristis murdjan (pinecone soldierfish) is the source of this 1764-nucleotide messenger RNA. RefSeq names its product TNF superfamily member 13b (gene tnfsf13b). Lineage: Eukaryota; Metazoa; Chordata; Actinopteri; Holocentriformes; Holocentridae. Gene Ontology annotation, molecular function: receptor ligand activity; tumor necrosis factor receptor binding. The transcript has 6 exons. The record is from RefSeq and is a predicted model, not a curated record. Gene Ontology annotation, cellular component: membrane. Bases 337 to 1137 code for a protein of 266 amino acids. Gene Ontology annotation, biological process: immune response; positive regulation of B cell proliferation.